AUGCUCAAACAUCUGUUGUGGCCCAUAGACUACGUCAUUGACACUGGUUACGCGAUACCCCUAUUUCUUUUCAAUACAUUCUUCACACGCUUCCUUCUUCCUCCUUACCAACAUCCAGGUCCCAUUUACCACCUAUCUGGGUUUACACACCAUUUACUCUACUUUUACAAGUCCUACUACGUCAGUAUGGGUCCGAAUGAUACGCGUAAACGCGUCGCUGAGGACGACCACGACACGGAGCUGAGCAAGACACGUCGCAAAACGGGAGAUACCCCGGAAGCCUCUGCCAUCCCUACGCCUGCCAGAGCCCAUCGAGACUGCGUGAAAGACCUGGAUUUCUUUCGCCCUGACGGUGACUGUGUCAUUGCUAUCGACAACACACUUUUCAAGAUACACCGAUAUCUGCUCACACGCGACUCAUCUGUAUUUGCCGACACUUUCGCGCUUCCGACAGACGCAUCUCUGGGGGAACCUGACUCUAUGUCGGAGGAGAAUCCGCUCGUGCUAACGGACAACAUCGACGAUUUUCGAGCGCUUUGCUGGGCGUUGUACGCGUUGCCGACGGAAUUCCAGGAGUACCAAUGCAAGACUGAGCGUAUCGUCGAUCUGAGCCGAAUUAUAUCCCUUCUCGCCACAGCGAACAAGUACCAGUUCGCCUCAUACGAAAAGUGGGCGCUCGACAUCCUCAUCAAGCACACAGACUUACCACUGCGCAAAAAAGCAUUGCACGAUCUCACCGUCGCAGUCCUGGAGAGGCUUCUACGCCUGAGUGUCGUCUGCGAGUCAUCAAUACUGCGGCAUAACGUUGAGGACUUGUGGACUCGCACUCUGCACGAGGCGAAGCCAGAGGACAGCUCUGCAAGGAUCGCUCUGGACGUAGGAGAACAACUGAACCUGCGGGAAUUCCAAGGCAAGGUCUACUACCAACUCGCCGCGGAGAUGGAGCGUCAGCGCCGUCUCUCAGGGCUGCCUAUUUGCACCCCCCUGGAACAUAACCUCUCCCCAGAGCAGAACGCACGCCUCUUCCGCGGUGUGUGGUCGGUUGGCCAGUUUGUCAAUGUGGUCAUACGGGAUUUGAUCAAUCCUGCUUCACCUCCAAUGGAAGAUAUCGACUGCUAUGAAGAACAUCAUAAGACGAUAUGUCGUCCCCAGUGGCAACCCUUUAUGGCGAAGGCCCUUCGCAAGCUGACUUCGCUGGACCCCCUGAAAGCGCUGGAGACCAUGGUUAUCGCAACAAGUUCGUCGCACUUCUGUUGUCAUAGCUUUUUUUAUGAUCGCGAGGAGCAAUUGCGAGACGCUUUGGAGGACUAUUUCCUUGGGCGCAAAUGA
Molecule: messenger RNA, 1329 nt
Organism: Cyclocybe aegerita
Lineage: Eukaryota; Fungi; Basidiomycota; Agaricomycetes; Agaricales; Hemipholiotaceae
Source: the annotation of a GenBank genome assembly